Apis cerana (Asiatic honeybee) is the source of this 2721-nucleotide messenger RNA. RefSeq lists its product as uncharacterized. Lineage: Eukaryota; Metazoa; Arthropoda; Insecta; Hymenoptera; Apidae. The record is from RefSeq and is a predicted model, not a curated record.
UUUACCAAGGAUCUGUAUCAUCAUACGUUCCGGUUGAGAAUAUGACACGUUUAUUACGAAAAUUCUCGAACUAUUUUUUUGCGCUAUACCCCGUUUAUUCCCGUGAAAAAUGGCCGCGAUUUUCGAUCUCAACGACCCAGAAAAAUGAUAAAUUUCGAACCGAAAAUUUUGCUCCACGCAGCGCGCCAACUACGAUUUUUAAAUUGAAUGUUACGUCGAAUGGAAGGAGAAUUAACGAUCGGAUUCGUAAAAUUUGUUCUCGCGUAAGUUCUCUUUUUUUUUUCUGUUUCAGAAGAUCAAGAAGACGAAAUCGUCACCAAAUUUGAUACGCGCUUCUGUUAACACGUUAACAGAUACACUUCGCGGCCAGUCGAGAAAUUUCGUUAUUAGCGCCAAUUUAAACGGUAUUGGAGCGGCCAGGCAAAACUGUGCGGAGGUUUUGAAAAAAAUCGCGAGCUAUAAUUGAAGCAAAUCGUGUAACACGGGACGCGAUAACUACUCCCAGGAUCGGAAGUAACGGGCUCGAGGGAGUGGAGUAGUGUUUUCGAGCGGGCGAUUACGGUAUCCGCGGAGAUCGUGUGCACACGGUGUUGGCAAUUUAUCGUUUCAAUUCCAACGUUGCAAACCUCGUUCACCUCGUAGCAAUGGUACGCGGAAUGGCACAAUCCCUUCUUCUUCUUCUUCCUGUUCCUCCUCCCAUUACCGAAUCCAACGGGGAGUAAAAAGAAAGGAGGAAAGGAAGAGGGGUGGAUGAAAGCGUGCCACUAUUUUUUAGGGUUUCCUCGUCCAGAUGGGGAUAAAUUGUCGCCGAAAUAAACUGGGCUCGCAGGUCACGUGAAAGCGUUCAUCGGCCUGUGGGAAGACGAAUGAACCGCAGUUACCGGCUCCGAGGAGAUGUGUCCAAUCCGUGAAAAGGAGACGAUGUUUUCAUCCGGCGACGGAAGUUGGAUUGGAUCGAUGAAGAUUGCGAAAUUUCUCUUGCGUUUAUAAACUUUUACCCCGCUUCGAAACGAGUGGAUGGGGAUUAUUCGUUUAAAUUUACAAUAACGAUCGAUCCGUCCGUUGCGAUAUUCCAUCGAGGAGUCUACCACUCGGCAAACGGGCAAUUUUCCUUCCCUCCUUUGUGGCCAAAUGAUCGGUGUCAGCCGGACGAGUGGAACCAUCCCUCCGACAUAUUUGAUCCGCAAAUCCGAUUCUUUCUUCUUCCUUUCUCAAGCCGGUCCCCAAGACCACUCGGAAUCACCCGCCUCCCUAUUCAAAAGGGGAAAUGAGCGUCGAGGACAGCUAGCGAAUAAAGAAGGGAAAGGAAAAGAGAGAGGGAUUUCGAUUCUAUUCUCUCGAUAAUCACCUUUCAUAACCGCGUUUUUCUCUCUCAUUAGCCUGGCUCGGUUUUCAUCCGCCGAGACACCAUUCGCGUUUAUAUUCGAGGGGAAAUUCUCCACUCGAUAUCAGCGGUCGUUCCGAAUCAAUCUCCAGGGCGCUUCGCUUCCGAGGAGGAUAUAUGUUCCUCUCUUCUUCUUUCUCCGCGGUGUUAGACAAGAUUUACGAUCGUGACGAAAUGUCCAGCGUGUGGAUAAUACGGAAAUAAUGGAAAUAUCGCGGCCGUGAUACAAUUGCGAGAAAGGAAAGGAAGAGUUAGAGUUGAUGCGAAUCGAAGAUAACCUCUCUCCCCAACAUUUCGAAGAAUGAUAUGUAUAAAACAUCCUGAUUCAUCCUUGGAGUAAAAGAAAAGGAGAAAAAUAUUAUUUCUUUAGAGAGGAAUCGAGAACAAUUCGUCAGGAAUGUUGCUGAUGAAAUAAUCGAUCAUCGCAUUAAUCUCACCGCGAGGUAUCGUUGAUGAUGCACUCACUUCGCCAUGCCACGCCGUUUACCGCGAUCGAAGCCGGUUUAUUAUUCGGCCGAACUCGCGAUACACGACUAAUUGGGUCUAUUAACGAGCACUCGCCAUUUGGUUGGCGGUCGAUCAUUGGACCUACCAAAAGAUUUCCGACGUAUUCGCUCUGCUACACUUGGACGAUCGCCAUGCGGCGUUUCUUGCUGCUUUCGCUUCUGUUCACGAGUCAACAUUCUGGAUCGUGUUUCGAACGCGACAAGAGGUAUUUGGUGUUUCCAACGCCUGGAACGAACGCGCCGACCAAAGUCCAGUUCAUCCUCGGCCUCGGUUUACCCAUGGAAGUCGACGUCAGCACGAUUAUCGGAUAUGUGAUGAAAUUUAAUUACGCCCUGCCCUAUAACGCCUCCUACUUGACGGAUUCAUACGUUCGCUAUGACAGAUCGAUCAGCCCCGGUGUCGAGGUCGACGGGAAUGACGAGCCGAACCCCGAUUACCAAGGCGUGGCGCGCGCCCUCACCAGAUGGGAAAUUUACGAGAUCCUCGAGUCGGCCCUCGGUGACUCGCGAUCGGGAAAAGCGUGCCUGUUGAGGGCGAUCUGCGAGGCCUCCGCGUCGCCUUUCGACGGAGUUCACGGCCUCGCCUCCCAGCUCGUCCAUCUUCUCCUCACACCGUCGACCACCUCCGAGGCCUUCAGGACCGACUUUGAUCGAGUGUAUCACGCCGCUGAAAUUAUGGGCCGACGAGGGAUCGACUCCUGCGAUACUAUAUUUCCCGAAUGCGAGGAGAGCCCCCUGGAUUACUUCACCGAGGUCCACGAACGAUUCGGCUAACGCUGUUUCUGAAUAAUACUCGAUCGAUGGAACAAUAAAUUCUACGCUCCAACUUUA